GACAGAGACAGGCAGGAUGGGAGCGGGAUGGGAUGGGGACAAGGACAGGCAGGAGGGGGACCAGCACCACCCCGCCCCUCCCCAGCCAGCGUGGCGGAUCCGAGAAACCCCCACCCCUCUACCCCCCUUUUCCCCCAUAAAGGCGGGGCCUCUCCGCCCCUUCCCCCCCCUUUCUCCCGGCGGCGGCGGCGGCCGGAUGCGGGCGCGGGAGCUGGGGGCACUGGUGACACUGGGAGUGCUGGGGGCGCUGCUGGGACGGGGAGCGCUGGGAAUACCGGAGGUACUGGGAGCGCUGGGUGUACUGGGGGUUCUUUGGGUGCUGUUGGCACUGGAGGUACCUGGAGCACUGAGGGCACUGCUGGGGCUUGGGGCGCUGGGGGUACUGGAGGUACUGGGGGUACUGGAGGUACUGGGGGUACUUGGAGAACUGGGGGUGCUUGGAGCACUGGGGGUACUGGGGGCGCUGCUGGCGCUGCUGCCGCCCCCCGCCCCGGCCGAAACCUUCUCGGCGAUGCUGAGCGUUCGAGGAGCGCUGGGCGCCGAGCGCCGCCUGCUCCGCCGGCUCCGGUCCUACCUGCGGGAGGAGAACGCCCGCCUCCGCCGCCUCCGCAGGUUCUAUGAGAAGGUCCAGGUGCUGCACCAGGACCCCGAGGCCUCGGUGGACAAUCCCUUGCUGGCCUUCAGCCUCAUCAAGCGCCUCCACUCCGACUGGCUCAACAUCAUCUACAGCGACGAGGCCACUGGGAAUGCCCAGGCACUCCAUGCCGGUCUCAGGGAGGUGGAGCAGGAGCUGCCUGGAGCCGAGGACCUGGACGGGGCAGCCCGGGCACUGAUGCGGCUGCAGGACGUCUACGCCCUCAGUGUCAAGGGCUUGGCCAACGGCGUCUUCCAGCGAUCCGGCACCGACCACCCGCCCCUCUACAGCCCGGGCCGGCGCGUCUCCCUCUCCGCUGAUGACUGCUUCCAUGUGGGAAAGGUAGCCUAUGACACAGGUGACUAUUACCACUCCAUCACGUGGCUGGAGGAGGCUGUCAGCCUCUUCCGCCUCUCCUACGGCAGCUGGAACCCAGAGGACCGGAGCAGCCUGGAGGAUGCUCUGGACCAUCUCGCCUUCUCCUACUUCAUGGCUGGAAACAUCUCCCAUGCCUUGAGCCUCUCCAGGGAGUUUCUCCACUACGAUCCCAGUAACCAAAGGGUGACAAAGAACGUGGCCAAGUAUGAGAAGCUGCUGGAGAUGGGGACGGGGGUGAGCGCCAGACCCCUGAGACGCCCCAACAGCACCCGCCUGCAGAGCCGGGACGCCUACGAGGAGCUGUGCCAGCGACCCAGGGGGCAGCCAGCCCCAGAGCAGCUCCUGCACCUUGGCUGCUCCUAUGAGACCAACAGCAGUCCCUACCUCCUCCUCCAGCCUGCCAAGAAGGAGAUGGUCCGGAUCCGACCCUAUGUGGCACUGUACCAUGAUUUCAUCAGCGAUGCUGAGGCUGAGACCAUCAAGGGGUUGGCAGGGCCCUGGCUGCAGAGAUCCGUGGUCGCCUCUGGGGAGAAGCAGCAGAAAGCCGAGUACCGGAUAAGCCAGAGUGCGUGGCUGAAGGACACAGCUGACCCCGUUGUGAGGGCCUUGGAUCGGCGCAUCGCUGCCAUCACCGGCCUGGACCUGCGGCCACCCUACGCCGAGUACCUGCAAGUGGUCAACUAUGGGCUGGGAGGCCACUAUGAGCCACACUUCGACCACGCCACGUCCAGGAAGAGCCCCCUUUACAGAAUGAAGUCAGGCAACAGGAUCGCCACAGUCAUGAUCUAUCUGAGUGCAGUGGAGGCUGGGGGCUCCACCGCCUUCAUCUAUGCCAACUUCAGCGUGCCUGUGGUCAAGAAUGCUGCUCUUUUCUGGUGGAACCUGCGGAAGAACGGGAAUGGUGAUGGUGACACUCUCCACGCCGGCUGCCCUGUCCUGGCUGGGGACAAGUGGGUGGCGAAUAAGUGGAUCCAUGAGCAUGGGCAGGAGUUUCGGCGGCCAUGUGGUGCUGACCCAGGGGACUGAGCCAUCGUGGGAUCGUGGAUGUGGCAAAACCAUCCCAGCACAGCAUGUUCCCAAGGCUGGAGUGAGAGGGAAGGAGGGAAGGGGGUGGAAGCAUAGUGGGGGGUGAUCCGGGGGGCUGUCACUUGCUCAGCCACGACUUAAUCGUGUGGAAAUAAAGUCAAAGG
Messenger RNA from Pseudopipra pipra, 2202 nucleotides. It is a transcript of the gene P4HA3, whose product is annotated as prolyl 4-hydroxylase subunit alpha 3. The transcript has 13 exons. Gene Ontology annotation, molecular function: iron ion binding; protein binding; L-ascorbic acid binding. The record is from RefSeq and is a predicted model, not a curated record. Gene Ontology annotation, biological process: peptidyl-proline hydroxylation to 4-hydroxy-L-proline. Gene Ontology annotation, cellular component: endoplasmic reticulum. The coding region runs from base 17 to 2038 and encodes 673 amino acids. NCBI's taxonomy places the organism in Eukaryota, Metazoa, Chordata, Aves, Passeriformes, Pipridae.